Messenger RNA from Naegleria fowleri, 936 nucleotides. RefSeq lists its product as uncharacterized. Bases 1 to 936 code for a protein of 311 amino acids. Lineage: Eukaryota; Heterolobosea; Eutetramitea; Acrasida; Naegleriidae. Gene Ontology annotation, molecular function: protein-folding chaperone binding; protein homodimerization activity; adenyl-nucleotide exchange factor activity. The transcript has a single exon. Gene Ontology annotation, biological process: protein folding. The record is from RefSeq and is a predicted model, not a curated record.
AUGAUGCAAUCAACAACAUCUAAAUGUUUGGCUUCACUUUUGAAAGCCGGUACUUGCUACUCACGUUCCUCCGUGAUGAUGAUGAAAAAAUCCUCGGCUGCCUUUACCACCACCAGAACAGCAAACAUUUUCAAUACUACUCAAACGAGAAAUGUUUUUGGAUUUGGAAGUAGCAACAAUAACAAUUCCGGAGCUUCAUGGGAACAAGCCUCUUCAUCCUCUCAACAAACUCAACAACAAACAAAUAAUAACAACAAUACUCAGCAACAAACUCAACAACAAAAUAACACCCAGCAACAAGCUGAGGAAAAACCUUCUGUAGAAAAGGAGCAAACGAAACAAGCUCAAGAACAAACCAAGCAACAACAAACAGCUGCUGCUGAUGAUGCCAAGGUAAAAGAACUCGAAAAGGAAAUUGAGGCAUUGAAAGAAAAAAACGCCAAGUUGGACGACCAAUUGAAGAGAGCUGUUGCUGAAAUGCAAAAUGUUCGUCGUAUUGCAAAGAAUGAUGUGGAUAAUGCAAAGAAGUUUGCUUUGCAAUCUUUCUCAAAGCAUCUUUUGGAAGUUGUGGAUAAUUUGGAGAGUGGGUUGAAACAUUUGAAUGUUGAAGACGUUUCGGAAAUUACUAAAUUGGUACAAGACAGCCCAGACUGCACUGAAGAUUUGCGAAAGAAGGCAAAGGCACUACAGACCGCAGUGGAAGGAGUGAAAAUGACUGAAACUGUCUUGUUGAAGGUUUUGGAAAGAAACGGAGUGACAAAACUCGAAAUUGGAGAACAAACUCCCUUCGAUCCAAAUUUCCAUGAAGCCAUGAUGAAGAUUCCACCAAGCGACAAGCAUCCAAAUGGCUCUGUUGCCAUGGUACUAAAGAGUGGCUGGAUUCUCAAUGAGAGAGUGUUGAGACCUGCCCAAGUUGUUGUUGCCAUUCAAGACUAA